Phlebotomus papatasi is the source of this 849-nucleotide messenger RNA. RefSeq names its product rab-like protein 3. NCBI's taxonomy places the organism in Eukaryota, Metazoa, Arthropoda, Insecta, Diptera, Psychodidae. The record is from RefSeq and is a predicted model, not a curated record. Bases 15 to 782 code for a protein of 255 amino acids. Gene Ontology annotation, cellular component: endomembrane system. The transcript is spliced from 3 exons. Gene Ontology annotation, molecular function: GTP binding; GTPase activity. Gene Ontology annotation, biological process: intracellular protein transport.
AACUCACAAUUUUUAUGGCCGCCAUCGACAAAGUGCGUGUAAUUUUAGUUGGAGACUCUGGAGUGGGGAAAACCUCACUGACGCAUUUGAUUGCUCAUAGUGAGCCUCUAACAUCGCCAGGAUGGACUGUUGGGUGUUCAGUUGAAGUGAAACUGCACGAGUAUAAGGAGGGAACUCCGCAGCAGAAAACAUUUUUUGUAGAACUUUGGGAUAUUGGUGGAUCAGUGAGUCAUAAAAAUACCCGAGGAGUUUUCUAUACACCAACUCAUGGUGUCAUCCUUGUCCAUGAUCUAACAAAUCGCAAAAGUCACGAGAAUCUCAAACAGUGGUUGAUGGAGAUUAUCAAUAAGGAUGGAAAGGAUAUUGGAAAGGGUGGAAAUGAUACGGAUUUUGAUCCUGAACAAUUUCUAGGAGCAACUCAUAUACCCAUUUUGGUUUUUGGCACAAAGCUAGAUUUGGUGGAUGAGGCACAGAUUUCAAAGCUUCGCCAGAGAUCUUCCAUUACAGGAAGUAUUGCGGAGCAAUGUGGGGCCGAUGAAAUCUGCCUAAAUUGCCAUGAUACAAGAUCUGUGGCUGCUGGUACGACGGAUGCUGUAAAACUCAGCAGAUUCUUUGACAAAGUAAUCGAAAGGAAGUAUUUUUCCAAAGAUUCGAGCUUUUUCAAUGACAAACGUAAAUUUGUCAGUCCUUUUACGUCACCUUUAAAUACACCAUUCAAUAGCCCCUUUGCCACAUCAUCAUUCUCCAGUCCACCAACAAAUCUGGACACUGUAAUUGAGUAAAAAGCUGAUAUGAUCUAGAUCCAGAGGACUUUGUUGUGAUAAAAUUCAUCUAGGACCUUUUCAAAAA